AUGUCGGCUGCAGUGGCGAAACCCAGAGUGUAUGCCGAUGUCAAUAAUCAUCGACCUAGGGAUUACUGGGAUUAUGAAACUCAUGUCAUUGAAUGGGGGUAAGAUAGUAUGAAAGCUACACUAGAAUUUGGUAGAAGAUAGGUAGGCGGGCAUCUUUUGUAGUAAUAGGCCAUAUUUACAAAUGAUAUGUUAUGCUUGCCAUAGUUUGGUAUGGUCACUAUAAGUAUAUAUGAGAUGGAUGAAUAGCCCUUCUAGAAUAAUAUUGAAAUAGCCCAUAUUAGAAUAGAAUAGUUUUAUUUAAACCUGGUGAUUUCUUCAACGUAAAAACACUGGUAUGAAUGAUGUGUUAGUAUUUUGUACAAGAUAUUUAACUAUUUAUGAUAGACUAGAGACUCUUUAAAUGAAAAGGGCAAAUGCAAGUAUCAGGCAAUAUAUUGCUUGAGUAGAAACCCAUAAUUAUUUGCAUAGAUCUUCGAUAUCUUGAGUAUUAACUCAAACAGAUGAGGAGUUAUAAUAUGAAACAUAUUCCAAAUAUGGUGUGAAUUUGUACAUAUCUCAUUUCUUGAGAACACAAGAUGUCAUUAUUCAGAGUAUGUUUCGUAUUGUAUUUCUUAAAAAUUGUCAGGUGUAACAAAUAUAUGUCUUCUCAGAAAUGAGUUGAAUUUUCCAAGAGGUUUUGCAUAAUCUUCACACUGUGCUCAUUCAUUUUAUUUAUGCUUUUUUGCAAAACACUAUCUUAUAAUGUUGAAGGUCCCUGCUUACAAAAUGAAAGCUUUGCACAGUAAAUGGACCUGGCAUUUUCUACUAGACAAACAGUUGAAAAUAGUUUGUUGUGUAUCUAAAUUAACUUUGUACUCGUUCAUUUGAAAUAUUAAUUUGCUAAUUGGAUCAGAAGGUGAGCCAAUUUGUAGUUGAGAAUAAUGGCCAUUUAUGUAAAUGGUGCAUAAAAGGAACGUAAAGUCUGUAUUAUAUAAAGCCUCCUAACUUGCAGUAUGAGACUUAUCAUGUUUUCCAGAAGCUACAAUCCUGGCAAAAAUUAUUGCGUGUGCAAUAAUAGAAAUACCUGCCUUGCCCAAUACAUAUGCAAAAAGAGCAAAAACUUUUUAACUUUCCCCUCCCCCAUGUUCAAUGUUGAAAGUUUAUACUGUGAAUUGGUUAGAUGGAAGCUUUGUGAAAUGCAUGGGGAAGACAAAGAUGCCAACAUGUGUGUAUGAACAAUAAAAUUGCUGUGCUGAGUGGUUAUAUUACUACCUGAAAAAAAAACAAGCAGAAAUGCGAUGUUUUGAGCGAAGGCCCUUUGUCAAGAGUUUGUUACUUUGUAGCCUACUAACUCUUGACAGCCUUCACUCGAAAUGUUGAGUUUCUGCUUGUUUUUUUUUCAGGUAGUAAUAUAACCACUCAGCACAGCAAUUUCACAUAAUUGGCACUACCCACACUGGUACAGACAGUUUUAUGUGAACAGUAAUACUUUAGUUUGCACCUAAGAGUGCACAGAAUUUUUGCCAUGAUUGUAACUCCAUGACCCGGGUGCUCACCUCUGGUGUUUAUUGUGUGUACAGGCAGCAAGAUAAUUAUGAACUUGUGCGGAAAUUGGGACGAGGAAAAUAUAGCGAAGUGUUUGAAGCGAUAAAUAUCACAAAUGAUGAAAAAGUUGUUGUGAAAAUCUUAAAGGUUUGUGAUAAAUAUUAAAAACAAUCCUAAAUAGAAACAUUGUCUAUGCUUCUGUGUAAAAUUUUAACGAGGAUUUGAAGGCUUUAAUCAGCUCAACCAAUCAAUGCUAGGAAUGUUAACCCAUUGAGUGGCAGCACUUUCCCAUUCUUGUCAUCACAAGUCAAUUGUCUGGCUUGAAUGCUUCAACAGAGUAAAAUAAUAAAGUGGUGUCACGGUUAAACAUAAUUGUCUGAUCAGAUGUAAACCUGUCAAAUGUUCAUUAUAAACAUGAAACUGAUGAAAGUUUCAUGUGAGAAAAGAUAGGCCAUUGAUGUUUAUUAGUCAUGGCCUGAUUAUUUUUGCUUUUCCAAAAGGAAAAAUUAUUUGCUGGAAAACUAAUUGUUUUAUUUGCCUCUUGCAGCCUGUGAAGAAGAAGAAAAUUAAACGUGAAAUCAAGAUUUUAGAAAAUCUUCGUGGUGGUCCAAAUAUCAUAAAUCUCCUUGAUGUUGUCAAAGACCCAGUGGUAAAGAUUUUGUUGACUUGCUGUACAGUUAAUAGAAAAAUAGCCAUAUUUGUAUAAACUAUGCCGACUAGUAAAGUACCAUUGAAUUACACAAUCUCUUACAGUGCUUAUUUGUUUUAAUUUUUAGUCUAGAACGCCAGCAUUAAUUUUUGAAUAUGUAAAUAACACAGACUUCAAGGUAGGUUCAAUUCUGUAAUUUUGGUUUCCUUUAACAUUUAAAAUACAAUAUUAAACUAAAACAAAAAAAACCUUGAUAAACCCAAUACAUGGACUAAAAGCAAGACAUAAAUUUUAGAUGGUUAAAUUCUGUUUGAACUGAACAGAGUUAAAAAUAUUUUGAUGUUUGGGCAAAAAACCUUUGUCCUGAAGAUGAAGGGAUUAGUAUACAUUUUAAAAGCUAACCUCCUUCAAAACUUGUUCUUAAUCUAUUUAGUUACGAGGUUACAGUACUACUUGCUAAUUCUUGCCUUUUAUUUUGUAGCAACUCUACCAGACCUUCACAGAUUAUGAUAUAAGAUUUUAUUUAUAUGAACUUUUGAAGGUAACUGUUGAGGGCAACUUCAGAAAUUGUACAGUAUUAAUUCACUACCAAAUAAUUAACAUUAUUUUCUUAUUUUGAUAACCAUCGAUCAGGCCUAGAAAAUAUAUUUAUCUUCCUGGCAGCAAAAUUCAAAAAUUAAAAUUUCCUGUGUAUGUAAGUCAACUAUAAAAUGUAAAUUUCAGAGAGUGUGUGGACUAUGAUGCUGCACAUCUCGACUUGCAAAAUGGCAUUCCUGUAUAUAAGAUGACAAAAAUUUCCUACAAAGUGCAAGAAAAUUUCCUGCGAAGAUAUUUUGUUAAACAUUUCCUGGCAGCGGUGCUGCUGGCGCUGUCGGACAUUUUCCAGCACUGCCAUCGAUUGACUACCAUCUGUUGCAGAAUAGUGCUUGUGGAUAGCCACAUAAAAACAUCCAUUGUUUUUCUUAGGCAUUAGAUUUCUGUCAUAGCAUGGGAAUAAUGCAUCGAGACGUAAAACCACACAAUGUUAUGAUUGAUCACGAGAAGAAAAAGGUACCUUGUUACACCUUGUUGCACAUUGUUUGACCUCAUUAGAUCACAUUAGGCAUUGUCAAACCUCAUUAGACUUCAUUAGACAUUGUUAGACCCCAUUACACAUUGUUAAAUAUUUAUGGACCUCAUUAGUCAUUGUUAGAUCUAGUGAGACAUUGUUGGACCUUGUAUAGAGUAAAAUAAUAAAGUAGGGCACAUCAGGAUGCAUUGCACUUUAAAGGUUUAAGGCACUUGGCACUCCUGUUUGUAUAGUAACACUAGACCAAUCACAGAUAUUACUUGAAUAUUCCUUACUAAGUCUCUAGAGAGAACAAUUUAGAACAGAUAGAGCUAUUAACAUUGUAUUGAUGUUUUAAAAUUUGAAUUUUUAGCUACGACUUAUUGACUGGGGUUUGGCUGAGUUUUAUCAUCAAAACCAAGAAUAUAAUGUUCGGGUGGCAUCAAGAUAUUUCAAAGGACCAGAACUUCUUGUUGACCACCAGGUAUAAAUGAUCACAGUUUUAUUGAAGUCUGUUGGUCUUGCAUACAGUGUAAUUUGAUUAUUUGUGUCAAAAGAUGAACAAUCGUAGAUAAGCUCACUUGAAACUUUAAUUUUUUCACAACAGUUUGAGUUUCAAUCAGAUCAGCAUUUGAUUGAUAAAGUGACUGUAUUUUCAAUAUUUUUGGACUUUGUCUUUUCAUUCAGGAAUAUGAUUACUCUCUGGAUAUGUGGAGUUUUGGUUGUAUGUUAGCAAGCAUGGUAGGUUUCACAACAAAUGUUUAUAUAUGCAAUAUUAAGAAAAGAGGGAAAAAACAGUGACAGACACUUUAGAUUGCUGACCUGUAAUAAUUCACUUCAUGCAAAUUUCAAGUUUCCCUGUUUGGAAAAGCCUUGUUACACCUUAAUUACAAAAUUAGCUAAAACCUCAAUAUAUACUGGGAUGUCAUCCACAUUUUGUCCUUUCUAAUGCAACCCACUAAGAAAAGAAAAAUAAUUUGCAAAUAAUCUACAAAAUUUCAGAUUUUCAGAAAAGAACCGUUUUUCCAUGGCCACGAUAAUUAUGACCAGGUAAACGUGUGUGUUUUAUAGCUAGGUUUAAACGUAUAACGAACCAAUACGCGUGCACUUGCAUCUUGUACAAGACAGAACAAGUUAAUGCAUUGUAUGACUUGUUUGACUUAUAUUUUUAUUACUUGCAGCUUGUGAGAAUUGCCAAAGUUCUAGGAACUGAAGAAUUGUAUGAUUAUAUUGAAAAAUAUCACAUUGAACUUGACCCACGAUUUAAUGACAUAUUGGGAAGGUAUGUACAUUCAAGCAGUAAAUUUGUUUAUCUCAUGAGAUGCAUACAUUGCAUUUCUAUUUGGACAGUCUGUGUCAGUGUAGGGAGUGGCAAUAAUAAGAAAGCUCGGAUUAAUAGGGAUACAACUACCUGAAAAAUACAAGGAGAACUUCGACGUUUCGAGCGAAGGACCUUCGUCGGAAUGUUAGUGACGAAAGGCCUUCGCUCAAAACAUUGAAGUUAUCAUCCGAAACUUUCUCUGUAGACUACACUUCUAUUUUGAGUAUGUUUUGUCAUAUAUUUAUUGUGUUUAUUCUGUUUGUGUUUCAGACAUUCCAGGAAAAGGUGGGAAAGGUUUAUUCAUUCUGAGAAUGAACAUCUUGUCAGUCCCGAAGCAAUUGAUCUUCUUGACAAACUGUUACAUUAUGAUAUGCAGGUAUAGCGAAAUUCGAGAAUAUAUGACCAAUUCUUAGAAAUUUACCAUUGUUGUUAUUCGAGAAUAUAUGACCAAUUCUUAGAAAUUUACCAUUGUUGUUAUUCGAGAAUAUAUGACCAAUUCUUAGAAAUUUACCAUUGUUGUUAUUCGAGAAUAUAUGACCAAUUCUUAGAAAUUUACAAUUGUUGUUAUUCGAGAAUAUAUGACCAAUUCUUAGAAAUUUACAUUUGUUUAUCGUCACCAUUCUGGUAUCACAUCAUUGUAGGUCAGGUCAAGCUCGCAUCUCGAUCCAUAGGUAAUGUGGCUUUCGUCUUCAAACGUGCUGAAACCAUCUUAAUCCUGCUUCUAUCGAUUUUCCCGAUUUGGUGAACUUUCAUUUCUGCGUUAUUCUCUGAUCACUUGACUGUAAUAAUCUUUUAUCCCGUUCUAGGAACGUUUGACAGCUAGGGAGGCGAUGGAUCAUCCAUAUUUCUGUAAGUUUACAGGAUAUAUUUAACUUGUUUUAGCUCUUUCCAAACUGUUCUCCUAGAGGCCCAGUAACGCUUGCUACAUGAGGAAAUACAAACUAAAUUAAGUUUAUUUAUGGUGGAUAGUUCUAUCUUAGAGGUCCAGUAAGGACCAUCUUUCGUUGUUCCAGUGUUUCUACAUGGAAUUACUGGAGAAGCCCUGUGGUACUUGUUAUGCAACACGUGACUGAGGUGAAAUUAUGAUGAUAUGGCUGCAUAUUGCAGGAAUUGAACCUCACAGGUAAAAGACGCAUGUACUAACCAAUGUCUCGUAUCUUUUUUUAGACCCUGUUGUAAAAAAUGAGCAGUUAAACAACUCUCAGUCUCCGAACUCCAGUGCAGCCAACGGUGCCGCCAGCACAUCAGCCACCCCUGCUAUUACAUCAACGAACAACCCCCCGGUCACCGGUCCUCCCGCAACAUAA
Molecule: messenger RNA, 5849 nt
Organism: Paramuricea clavata
Lineage: Eukaryota; Metazoa; Cnidaria; Anthozoa; Malacalcyonacea; Plexauridae
Source: the annotation of a GenBank genome assembly